AUGCUGUUGCUGAGGAUAAUUAUAUUUAUUAAUUAUGAUUAUCGUCGAUUAGGUAAAAAGAAAAGUGACCCAAAAUUGCAGCUAGACAGAGACAAUGCGAGAGAAAUAGAAGAGAACGAUACUGAGAUACCGAAAUUUAAACACGGUCAGGAGUUAGAGAAACACAGACGGAACAUUCGAGAGAUAAUCACCUGGUCCAAUGCGACGCCGAUUCGCAGUAGGGGGGGUAUCGGAUACGCCUGCUGUUUUUGUGCCGAUCAGUACCCAGACCCGGCGGAUCUGAAGAGGCACACGAUCGAAAACCACGACGACAAAACCAAAAGCACCUUCAUGAAGGGCAAAGACAUGUACAGCUACUUCGUGAAACUGGACAUAACGUCUUUAACUUGCAACAUAUGCUUCCGUAACAUGGACACUCUUGAAAGCAUCAUGGUCCAUUUGAAAACUGACCACGACAAGAGUAUAAACACUGAUAUUAAGAACCAAAUCCUACCGUUCAAGUUUGAUAGCGAAACGCUCAGGUGCUUCAUCUGUCUGAACGUCUUUAACAAAUUCAAAGCGCUCCAGGAGCAUAUGCACACGCAUUACAGGAAUUUCAUAUGCGACGUGUGUGACGCUGGCUUCGUGAAUCGGCAUAUUCUCCUCUGUCAUCGAGAGGCUCAUAAGACCGGCACGUUCGCAUGCGACCAGUGCACGGAGGUGUUUGAGACUGUGCGCAAAAUGAAACAGCACGUAAGAAAGAUACACAACGGUCUCACGAUGCCGCACAAGUGUGGUUACUGCAGUGAGAGGUUUAAAGAGAACUUUCAUAAGUACGAGCACCUUGCAAAGGUACAUGGUGUGGUGGGUCCAGCUAUUAAAUGCCAGGCGUGUGAUAGGACCUUCACCACACAGCAGACGUGGUUGCUGCACACGAAGAAGUAUCACCUGAUGCAAAAGCAACAUAAGUGCUCCUAUUGCGAUAAAGCCUUCUUUGGGAAGAGGGAGUUGAACGAUCAUAUAGUGAAACACACUGGGACUAGAGAGUAUCGUUGUGAAGUCGAACGUGGAGUAAGGGAACCAAAAGCGAACGUGAAGAUUGCUCAGCGCUCUAUAACAACGAACGAGGCUAAGAAAAACCAAGCGAAUUUAAGGCACAUUCUUUUGAAUUCUAACGCUAACCCCAUAAGGACCAAAGACAGCCUCGGAUACGUGUGUGGCUUUUGUCCGGAACAGUUCUUGGAGCCAACUGACCUCAAGAAGCAUUUCCUCAACGAGCAUAAAGACGAGAGGUUCAUCAAAUUCAUGUCCACCAGACUCUUUGAACAUGUCGUCAAGCUAGAUAUCACGUACUUAAACUGCGCGCUGUGCAAAAGAGACCUUUCUAAUUUAGACGAACUACUAUCCCACCUGAAACAACAACACGCAAAAGACGUCCAUACGGACAUAAAAUGCCCCAUCCUCCCCUUCAAAUUCGACUCGACAGAACUCCGCUGCGCCGUCUGCUCCACGGAGUACACCAAUUUCAAGUUGCUCCAGGAGCAUAUGAACAGCCACUUCGGUAAAUUUACUUGUGACGUAUGCGGGCAUCGAUUCAUGACCGAGAAACUGCUGCUGAGUCAUGAGAGACGGCACAAGACGGGUGAAUACAAGUGCGACCAGUGCGAGAAGGUAUUCAUCAAUUCGGGUAGGCUCCGAGAGCACAAGAACCGGGCGCACUUCGGUAUGGCAAAACGGAAUAAGUGCCAAAUAUGCCUGGAGAAGUUUAUGGACUAUUGGAAGAAGGUAGAUCAUAUGGUGCAAGCCCACGGCGCGCAGCCAGUAGUGCUGAACUGCCAAGCGUGUAACAGAGUCUUUCAUAACCAACGAGCUCUAUCUAGGCACACGAAGAAGGACCACCUGAUGGAGAGAAGGCACAAGUGUGAGGAGUGCGACAUGACGUUCUUCUCCACGAGCUGUUUAAAACGACACAUGACGAAGCACACUGGUUCGAGGGACUAUCAGUGCGAUAUAUGCUUCAAGGCGUACGGCAGAAAGACUACUUUGAGGGAGCACAUGAGGAUACACGCUGAUGAUAGGCGCUUUGCGUGCGGGCAUUGUGGGCAGGCGUUUGUCCAGAAGUGCAGUUGGCGCAGUCACAUGAGGUCCAAACAUGGCGAAGAACAUUAG
This is a messenger RNA of Leptosia nina, 2148 nucleotides long. The record is from the annotation of a GenBank genome assembly. Lineage: Eukaryota; Metazoa; Arthropoda; Insecta; Lepidoptera; Pieridae.